AUGCACAUCUCCAUUACUGUUCUUGGGUCUCACUGCAUUUUUCAUGGCAAAUUUUGGUCCGAACAAGGACAUGAGAGAACCAUAAUACAAGAGUUAUGCAUAAUAGCAAUCCAACAUGGUUGCGCUGAUUGCCAAGCGGUGUCCUGGCGUUACCUGUUCCCGGGAUUGUCCGCCACAAAACAACCUUUGGGUGUUUCCGAGUUAUUGACCCGCAGGUUGCCUGCACCCAAGAAAACGGCCUUCUCUGGCCAAGAAACAAUCUCAGCAGGAAGCAAUAUUUCGGCUCCCUUGAUCACUCGAGAGUCACAAUUUGACUUACGAAUCUCAAGCCACAAUAUACGAUAUUUGUCAAUACUCGAGCUGCGAUGCAACAACAAACAAAUGUUUGCUCGCAUUUUGCCACAUGGGUGA
This is a messenger RNA of Pyricularia pennisetigena, 411 nucleotides long. RefSeq lists its product as uncharacterized. Bases 1 to 411 code for a protein of 136 amino acids. The transcript has 2 exons. NCBI's taxonomy places the organism in Eukaryota, Fungi, Ascomycota, Sordariomycetes, Magnaporthales, Pyriculariaceae. The record is from RefSeq and is a predicted model, not a curated record.